UAAAGUCUUAUAUAUAUAAAUGAAAUGAAAUGCAUUUUGUUUUAGAUAGAGCAAAUUUCAUUUUUGGAAUUGUAAUUGGGAAUAAUCAAUAUCUACACAGGGAUGAUACUCAGCAUUCUGUUCCUUUUUCUCGCCACUCACGGUAUUAUUAGCUCUGCCCAAGUGUCAAACGAUGACCUGAAGCGGUUUGCAGAUGCCAGCAAUAAUUUAGCUGCUAGUCUUUAUCCAAGAUUGAUUAAUGGAAAUACAGACAAUAUAUUCUUUUGCCCUCUCAGUUUGAUGACAGGUUUAGGAAUAAUGUUAUAUGGAGCCAGGGGAAACACACAGCAAGAGCUGUAUUCUGUCUUGGGCUACGAAGCAGCUGGCUUACCUUUAUAUAAAGUUCCAUCAACCUACAACUAUUACUUCUCACAAAUGCUGCCAGAAAACAAUCCAAACCAAGUAAACUACAGCCUUUACUGUGCCGAUGAAGUUUUAGUAACGGAUCGAGCACCAUUAUAUUCUCAGUUUCAAGAAGAGGCUCAAAAUCUAUAUGAUUCAACCGUUCAAAAUGUUAAUUUUUUGUACGCUAAUGACGUUACUAGAGGUAUCAAUAAUUUCGUCAAUCAACAAACAUAUGGGAAAAUUAAUAGUGUUGUAAAUAGUGUGGACGCUUUCUCAUCUGCGCUACUCAUAGAUGCUGCGUUUUUUAAAGGAAAAUGGGAGACACCUUUUCCACCUUAUUUGUCAUUACCUCAACCAUUUUACUCACCAACGGAAACAAAGAAUGUUCCAUUUAUGCAAGUUAUCCACUCAUUCCCUUACUUAGAAGAUGAUACUUAUCAAGCUUUAUUGUUACCAUACAUUGGAGGAAAUAUAGGUUUACUAAUUUUACUACCAAAACAGCAAAAUGGUCUCUCAAGUUUAGAAAAGAAUAUGACCCCGGACAAUAUUGUAAACGUUCUAAACCAGUUGCAGUCUCAAAAGACAAUGGUACUUCUUCCGAAAUUCAAAUUCCAGUACUACCGAGAUUUCUCGAAAGAUUUUGAAGCAUUGGGAGCUGAAAGCGCGUACGAUGGAUCAGGAGAUUUUUCUGGCAUGACAUUUAGUAAAGGAUUAGCUGUCUCUGGAACGCUUCACAAGACUGCUCUGGAAGUUGAUGAAUCGAACCAAGGAGCUGGUAUGACCGUUGACUUUACACCUCCUGUCCCACCAACAAUUCUAGCAAACCACCCUUUCAUGUUUGCAGUUGUAGACAGAAGAAUUAAUUUGUUAAUUUUUCUGGGUCGCGUUAUUAAUGUGUACAUGGUUUUCUUCAAUUUGUUCCUUCUUAUCAUCGCUCAUGCUGUGAUGAGCUCAGCCGAGGUAUCACAAGAGGACCUAAAUAAGUUUGCAGUUGCCAACAACAUAUUAGCAGCUAAACUUUAUCCUAGAUUGAUUAAUGGAAAUACGGACAAUGUAUUCUUUUGCCCCGCCAGUUUAAUGACAGGAUUAGGAAUACUUUUACAUGGAGCCAGAGGAAAUACUCAAAAGGAGCUGUAUUCUGUCUUGGGUUAUGAAGCAGCUGGCUUACCUUUAUAUAAAGUUCCAUCAACAUACAACUAUUACUUCUCACAAAUGCUACCAGAAAACAAUCCAAACCAAGUAAACUACAGCCUUUACUGUGCCGAUGAAGUUUUAGUAACGGAUCGAGCACCAUUAUAUCCUCAUAUUGUAAAUAGUGUGAAUGGCUUCUCAUCUGCGCUACUCAUAGAUGCUGUGUUUUUUAAAGGAAAGUGGGAGACACCUUUUCCACCUUAUUUGUCAUUGCCUCAACCAUUUUACUCACCAACGGAAACAAAGAAUGUUCCAUUUAUGCAAGUUAUCCACUCAUUCCCUUACUUUGAAGGAUAUAAUUAUCAAGCUUUAUUGUUACCAUACAUUGGAGGAAAUACUGGCUUACUAAUUUUACUACCACGACAGAAAAAUGGUCUCACAAGUUUAGAAAAGACCAUGACCCCCGACAAUAUUGUAAACGUUCUAAACCAGUUGCAGUCACAAAAGACAAUGGUCCUUCUUCCGAAAUUCAAAUUCCAGUACUACCGAGAUUUCUCGAAAGAUUUUAGAGCAUUGGGAGCUGAAAGCGCGUACGAUGGAUCGGGUGAUUUUUCUGACAUGACAUUUAGUAAAGGAUUAGCUGUCUCUGGAACACUUCACAAGACUGCUCUGGAAGUUGAUGAAUCGAACCAAAGAGCUGGUAUGACAGUUGACUUUACACCUCCUGUUCCACCAACAAUUUUAGCAAACCACCCUUUCAUGUUUCUGGUAGAUCUGGUUUAUCAGAGUAAAGACAUGGUUUUCUACAAUUUGUUCCUUCUUAUCAUCGCUCAUGCUAUGAUGAGCUCAGCCGAGGUAUCACAAGAGGACCUAAGAAAGUUUGCAGUUGCCAACAAUAUAUUAGCCGCUAAACUUUAUCCUAGAUUGAUUAAUGGAAAUGCGGACAAUGUGUUCUUCUGUCCCGCCAGUUUACUGACAGGAUUAGGAAUACUUUUAUAUGGAGCCAGAGGAAAUACCCAAAAGGAGCUGUAUUCUGUUUUGGGUUACGAAGCAGCCGGCUUACCUUUAUAUAAAGUUCCAUCAACCUACAACUAUUACUUCUCACAAAUGCUGCCCGAAAACAUUCCAAACCUAGUAAAUUAUACCCUUUAUUGUGCCGAUGAAGUUUUAGUAACGGAUCGAGCUCCACUGUAUUCUCAGUUUCAAGAAGAGGCUCAAAAUCUAUAUGAUUCAACCAUUCAAAAUGUUAAUUUUUUUAACACUAAUGUCGUUACUAGUGGUAUCAAUAAUUUCGUCAAUCAACACACACAUGGGAAAAUUCAUAGUAUUGUAAAUAGUGUGGACUCUUUCUCAUCUGCGCUACUCAUAGAUGCUGCGUUUUUUAAAGGAAAGUGGGAGACACCUUUUCCACCUUAUUUGUCAUUACCUCAACCAUUUUACUCACCAACGGAAACAAAGAAUGUUCCAUUUAUGCAAGUUAUCCACUCAUUCCCUUACUUUAAAGGUAAUAAUUAUCAAGCUUUAUUGUUACCAUACAUUGGAGGAAAUAUUGGCUUACUAAUUUUAUUACCACAGCAGAAAAAUGGUCUCGCAUGUUUAGAAAAGAGUAUGACCCCUGACAAUAUUGUAAACGUUCUAAGCAAGUUGCAGUCUCAAAAGACAAUGGUCCUUCUUCCGAAAUUCAAAUUCCAGUACUACCGAGAUUUUUCGAAGGAUUUUGAAGCAUUGGGAGCUGAAAGCGCAUACGAUGGAUCGGGUGAUUUUUCUGGCAUGACAUUCAGUAAAGGAUUAGCUGUCUCUGGAACGCUUCACAAGACUGCUCUGGAAGUUGAUGAAUCGAACCAAGGAGCUGGUAUGACUGUUGACUUUUCACCUCCUAUUCCACCAACAAUUUUAGCAAACCACCCUUUCAUGUUUGCAGUUGUAGACAUAAGAAUUAAUUUGUUAAUUUUUCUGGGUCGAGUUAUUAAUGUAGACUUUGACCAUUGUAUAUAACAAUUCUGUAUGUUCGCUAUGGAAACUGUUAUCAAAUAAAGGAAAAGUUCAGAGAUUAA
Parasteatoda tepidariorum (common house spider) is the source of this 3569-nucleotide messenger RNA. RefSeq names its product iripin-8. NCBI's taxonomy places the organism in Eukaryota, Metazoa, Arthropoda, Arachnida, Araneae, Theridiidae. The record is from RefSeq and is a predicted model, not a curated record. Gene Ontology annotation, molecular function: serine-type endopeptidase inhibitor activity.